Messenger RNA from Parasteatoda tepidariorum (common house spider), 702 nucleotides. RefSeq names its product TD and POZ domain-containing protein 1-like. The record is from RefSeq and is a predicted model, not a curated record. Lineage: Eukaryota; Metazoa; Arthropoda; Arachnida; Araneae; Theridiidae.
UUAAAACUAUCCAAAGCUCUUUCUUCCGGGACUGAUCUUUCUUUGCCGCUUCAAGAAAACAAAAGUCAUAAAAAAUCCUCUUCUGCCCCAGUUAACCAAGAGUCAAGAAACGAACCUUAUGUUGAUAAUCCGAAAGAGUUAAUUCAAGAUUUAAGAUCUAUUUAUACUUCUGGCGAAAUGUGUGAUUUAGAAAUUCGCAUUGGUGAAAACAUACUUCGUGCUCACAAGUUCAUGUUAUGUUCCCGCUCACCAGUUUUCAAGAAAAUGAUGGAGCACGAUUGCUUAGAAACCUCAUCCAAUUCUAUUACCAUUACUGAUUGUUCUGAGAUUCCGUUUAAAAAAUUUCUAAUGUACCUCUAUACUGGUGAGAUUGAAGAUCGAUCAAUGGAAACUGUUGUGCCACUGUAUUCGUUAGGUGACAAGUAUGAUGUACCAGCGUUACGGAAUGCUUGUUCUGAUAUACUGCAAAACAAACUAUCUGAAUCAGGUGAUGAAGUUUCUAAUAUUGUUUGUGAUGUUUUGCAAUUAGCUGAAUUGCAUAAUGACAUGAAAUUGAAAGAUUUGACUGUUAGUUUUAUCGUGAAUCAUUUUCCGGUGGUAUCUAAUAAACAAAGUUGGAAAGAUUUAAUGGACAGCGAUUUCAAAUUAACCUCCGAAGUUCUUGCUCUUGUAGUUACUGCUUGCCAAAAAUUGCAAACUUAA